AGGAUUUUUGAUGAAUUUUGGUAAAAAUCCUUGCAUUUUCUCUAGAUUUUCACCGCGAAGACAUUGGUUCAUCCCCACAGUGUAUUAUGUAUUGAUGCGACAGACGUUCCUCCGGUCUUCCUCAACAUAUACAACGAAGAGCUUCAAGAUGACAAUUACCUACGAUGAACUUGCGCUCAGUUUAAAAAGAAGCAUCGCCCCUUAGACUUUAACCUCGGCAUAACGCUUGUACCAUCAAAACAAUUCUAUCAACGCGCCUCCGACCUUCACCAUGGUCAAAGUUUGGUCCAAGCUGUCGUCAUACGGAGGAUAAAUACUAGGGUAGCGUACAUCCCAGCUAAGAAAGGGCCUCCCCAUACGCGAUCACGUUCACAAUCACCUUGCAAUUUCGAUCCACAUGCCCAAAUCGGACGAUAGCGCAACUCUGAGAUAUAUCAGGAGACAGACCCGCCGCCUUACUAGCUCGAUGACUACCUGGAUUAGUGGUCGUAGAGAUGCUGGCAGCAGUGCUGUCGCAUCCCCGCGCGACGAAGUUCAUUCCAAGGAAUACAUAGGUCCUCACCCGACUGUUGAAGAAACUGGUAGUAUUCAGGACAGCACGAGCAACAGCGGUUUUGUCGAUUCUACUGAACCUGGAGUAGACUGUGUGGAGCGGGAUCCUGUCGGUACAAUCUUUCAAUUACAAACUGAUUCAAAAGAGGGCGCUUCAGAUCAAAUCGCAAGCUCUUUUUUCGUGACUGAGCCAAUCAAUCCCGACGCUCCUGUUCCCCCACCAGAGAUGAUCAUGACCAUUUCCACGCGAGGUCCCGUCGGACAAGUUGCCCAAGUCGAUGUUGCAGAUAAUCUCCCCUCCACUGGUGCACCGGUUGCAACCACGGAUUCCAAACCUAAAAAUCAAGUAGCGACUCCUCCGUUCAGUAGCAGCUACAUGCCAACCAUUAGCUAUCAUUCUUCUGGCAAGGCGAUUUCUCGAAACACACUGCAGGAAGGAUCGGAGGAGACCGUACAACUUCGCUGGACCCAGGAGGGUUCUGUCCAGUCGUCCAACACUGUUCCAUCUCGGCUUCGAGAGAUCACGAGCAGUUGUAGGGAUGAACAACCCGAAUCGAAAGAAACUAUAGUCCUUUUUCCUAGCGCUAGUCGAUUGCCUUUGAGAAAUGCUUACGGAAUAACAGCACAUACAAGUACACCUGUCGACGAUGUUCAAUGCUCCCGUUUGGCGGUGCCUGCUGGUGCCAGUUCUUCUUAUCGUGGCGCAAUAAUUGGUAGCACUCAAAAUACAGUAGCCCUAAGCCCUUCAAUUCUGUCUUCACAUACAGCUCCGGCUCCGUCUUCUUCAAGUGAACACACCCUCACUCAAUCCUCUACCGCUGACAUUGCUACUGUGAUUGAUUCCGAUGCUCCAAAUGUGUCUUCCUCAUAUAUCGACAACGUUGCUCUUGUCUCCGUUACCAUUGCCGCAAUCAAAUCCGAUACAGAUGUCGGUCCAUCCUGUUCAACUGCCUCAUCCGGAUUGGAAGUGAAAUCGGGCGUCCGGCCUCCCAACUCUGUCGAUAUCUCUUCUGCGUUUAGCAUGACCUCCAUUCCCACAUGUAUAACAGGCUCUGCUGCUUCUUCUCCUUCCACUGUUCGUCCAUCGAUUACUCCGAAACCAUCUCAUACAGCCAACUCCCAAGCUGUGAGUGAUCAGCAUAACACUCCUGCGUCUAGUCCCAGCCCUCAUCUUUCUCAUGCAAACCCGCCUUCUGCUACUAGAGGUCGAGUUCGACAACUAAAUGAGAUCGCGCGCCUUCCCGCGUUCUAUGGCUCCAACGACUUCGUGCGAAUGAAUUGGAAAAAGGGAUACGGAGCCUAUGAAGGACAGACAGCUCUACCAACUUGGAAUCCAGUAACUAAACAGUGGCAACAUCCGCGGACUGCGUCUGUUGUGUCUGCCUCUGCUGCUCCUGUCUGUGCUAUUCCGGUCAAAUCUUCUGCUUCCGCCCUAGCUGCCUCUGUGAUGACCACGAAUCCUGCUCCGACUCUUUCUGCGACUGCUAUCGCAUCCUCCACCCUCGAAGGAUUGCCUUCUGUGGAAUCUUCGACAUUGCAACAGGAAAAGGUUCAAGUCAAGACCACUCACACGGCUAUCAAGAAUGCGGAGGCUGGUAUUUCGCAUGUUCCAACGAUAACUGAGAUCGUGAGUCCAAGUCCUCGACGAAGCGUUCGGAUUGCCCAUUCAGCUACUUUCCCAAGGGUCUCAGUCCCUUCUCUUGAAUCCGCUGUCGUAAUGCCUUUGUUACGAAAACGGCCGCGAGAGACUGAGGAUGAAGAUGUCACGUCGGAGGACAAUGCUAGCUCUGGAUCUGGAGAGUCCGCGAGCAAGAAGGUUAAGCGUAAUGCAGGCAGUGUUAAUACAAAAAACCCCACUAGAAAAAGGCUCGUGAGGCAGUAAUGAAUUACCGUCAGCGUCUUCAAGUCUCUUUCUUGUUGUUCUACAACCGUCUGUGGAAACCCUUUUUCUUCAAUAUCUGUAGCAUCUAUUUUAUAUAUAUCAUUCAUGGACUUGUAAUUGUAUGUGCUGUGUUUGAUAGAUGUUGGUAUCGCAUUUUCA
Messenger RNA from Lentinula edodes (shiitake mushroom), 2593 nucleotides. RefSeq lists its product as uncharacterized. The coding region runs from base 398 to 2434 and encodes 678 amino acids. Lineage: Eukaryota; Fungi; Basidiomycota; Agaricomycetes; Agaricales; Omphalotaceae. The record is from RefSeq and is a predicted model, not a curated record. The transcript has 4 exons.